AUUGAGUUUGUUUCUCUUUGAAAGCAGAAACACCAGCGGAAGUUUGUCGCCGUCCACAUCCGUCGAGUCCCAUAGAAUUCACUCACGAAUUCACAUUUCUGGAUUGAGUUUGAAUUGACAAUUGAAAUACCGAAGAACUCAUUUUUGACGAAUUGACAUUUGGAACCAUUCCAAAAUUUCAAGAAUUUGUCGAAUCUCAAAUAGUUUAUUAAUCAAGUUCUUCACAUUACUCUGAUAACGACUAAUUGAUAAAGUAGAAGCCCUGCCGUUGAAUUGAAGAAUACUAAGAAUUCAUCUAUUGCUACUAUUCUGCUCUAUUGCUAAAUAAUCAUAUUAAUUGUAUAAGUGACCUAUCCCUUCCAGCAAUACCCGCAGAAUGUCUGAGACUGUCAGCGACACUCCAGCUAAGCAAUCCCGGUUGAAGAAGUUGACUUCCGGCUCGUCAUGGGUCUCUCCAUUCCGGAGCGGUUCCGACAAGGACAAGAAGACUAGCGCCUUGAAGCAGUACAAGGAGUCCAACAAGCUUGAGCAUAUCAAGGUUCCUACCAAGUUUACUGUCCAUCCUACGUUAGAGGCCGAAAAAAAGAGAUUGGCCGAGGAAAAGAAAGCUGAAGAAGAAAAGGAAGCCGAAGAAAAGGAAGCCGAAGACAAGGUAGCUGCUGAUGGAGAAGCAGACGAGGAGGCAGAUGGAGAAGACGCAGAGGCUGACGCAGACAAGGAAGUAAAGGAACCUGUUGAAGAAGGUGAACCUGAAGCUGAAGUUGAUGGUGCAAACGAAGAAGAAGUUGCUGAAGAAGUUGAACCAGAAACUGAAGCUGAGGUUGUUGAACCAGAAACAGAGGCUACUGAAGCUAAGACAGUUGAACAAGAUGCUGAAGCCGAAUUACCAGAAGUUGAACCGGAAACGGAGGCUGCUGAAGCUGAAGCUGAUGAAAUCGCUGAGGAACCUGUUGCUGAAGCCAAGAAGGCAUUUGAACCCGUAGAUGACAAGAACAAAGAAGUGGUCGAACAAUUAAAGGACAAACCACUCUUGUUAAACCGUUACGAAGCGCUCAAUGCCACUGCCAUUGACUCUGUAAGCCGUAGAAUCGAAGAUCCAAACAAGGUUGUAGACUUGGGCUCUGGCUUGAAAAUGUCACAGGAACAGUUGCUUGCUAUUGCUGCCGCCAGAGUCGCUCCUGUUCUCGCCAACAUCGACGAUGAAGUUAAGAAGACUAGAAGCGAAGACGAGAUCAAGAGACAACAAGAGAUUUCUGGCAAGGUCAAGUCGCAUGAGAAUAAGUUGCUUGCAGAGUUUGACAAACACGUCAGAAAACUCGGCAAGAAGAAGGAGAAGUUCGACAAGGAUAUUGACGACAAGAUCGCUGACAUCACUCGUCUCCAGAGGAAUGCCGAAAAGAACGCUCUUGAUUUCAAGACCCAAACUGAAGGUGAAAUCGAAACUGCCAACACUGAGUAUGCCGACAGAGAAGCCAAGGCUAUUGAGAAGCAUGGCGUAGAUCACGAGACCCUUCUCAAGAACCACGAGGAGUUAGAGGCCACCAAAAAACAGGAGUUGGAAGACGCUAAGCUCAACCAGGAGAAGACGACUACUGAGAUCGAAGAAUUACAGGAGAAAAAAUCUGGUUUGGAUAAUAAGAACUCUGAGUUGCUGACUCAGAUUGAAGAGCUCACUACUGCCUACAAUGCUGAGAUUGCCAGACUUGACGAGCUCAAGGCCAAGUUCACCGAGAAACAGGAGGCAGUUAGCAAGAAUUUGGCCACUAAGGACGAACUUGAUUCGAACAUCGCCAAGAGUAAACAGGCUGUUUCUGCAAAGAAGGAGUCUCACACGAAGCUUACUGCUGAGGUGGGCCUUCUUGCAGGAGCAUUAGCUGCUUAUGGGGCCAAAUUGGCUUCUUUGAAGGGCGACAGAGAAGUUCGUAGUCUGAGAUUAUCUGACGCCAAAAAGACUUUUGAAGACUGGACUGUCGAAAAGAAAGACAUUGCAGCUCAGGUUGCAAGAGAUCACGAAAAGCAGAGAAUUGAAGCCCAAGAAGCUGCUGAAACUAAGAGAAAGGAAGCAGAAGAGAGAGAAAGACAAGCGAAGAAGGACGCCGAAGAAAAGGAGCGCUUAGAAAAGGAGCAAGCUGAAUGGGAAGAAAAGGAGGGCCUUUUGAAGAAACAGGCAGAAAGAGAAGAAGCUGAACGUCUCAAGGAUGACCCAGAAUUCCAGAGACAGCAGAGACUCAAGCAGCGUGAAGAAGAGGAGCAGCAGUUACUUACUGAACGUGACGAAAUUGAGCGAAAGUACAAAGAGAGAAAGAGUCGUGAAGAUGCUGAGUAUGUACAACUUUUAGCUGAAAUCGAAGAGCUUAAAGCAAAGAAACAGGCUCAGAUUGACGCUGAAAAGCUUGAAGCCGAGAGAACUGCCCAGGCCAAGUUAGACGAAAUCGAGCGUUUGAAGGAAGAACACGAUGCCAGAUUGAACUUGUACAAGAAGAAGCUUGAAUUAGAAGAGCUCCAAAAGGACAGACUUCUUGAAGAGGUUGACAACUUGCGUAAGAUCAAGAAUUUACGAGAAGAGAAGUCUCGGUUGGCCAGCGAAGUCGCUAAACCUACAGAGCUUGACGACAUUCAACAUUUGAUCGAAGAAAGAGAAUUGGAAGUCGCGCGAUUGACCAAACAGAUCGAGUUGGACGACGACGAAUUGUACCGUUCGGUCAAGAAAGACGAGCAUAAGUCUUUUUUAGGGGUUAGCAAUGACUUGCCAGAAUCUGGUAAACGAGCCAUCCCUGAAGUAAGAGUUGAACCUGAAGUAGCGGCCGAGAAGCCCAUCUCUAAGAGUGCUGUUGUAGGAGGUGUAGCUGGAGUAGCUGGAGUAGCUGGAGUUGCGGCUGCUACUGCUGCUGCACUUGGAAACGGAGCUGUGGAUACUUCGAAAGCUGUAGGAAACGGAAGAACUGGAAGCUUGUCGAAUAAAAUCAAACACUUUGGAAGAAGAUUGAGUGGGUUCGGAGGCGAAAAAGAAGCAAAAGAACCUAAGAAAGAUGUGAAGGCAGGAGUCCAGAAGGUUUCUAAGAAGGAGCCUCUCGCUGCUGCUGAAGAUCCCUCCAAUCAUCUUCACAAGGUGAAAGAUGUUACUGAUCAAGAAAGAAAACAGUCUGUCACGAAGACUACUGCUGUAGUUGAACCGGAAUCUGACUAUGAUACUUAUUCUAUUUAUGAGGAAGUUGAUGAUGAAGAGUUCGAGGCUAAUAAAGGCAAUCCUGACUACUUUGAAGUCAACAGUGCUGAAUAUGCCAAACAUGUGAGGGCCUAAUAUGAUUGAUAUGAACGACUUUGAAGUUGUAGUUGAAAGUAACUUCUCAGCCGAUUUUGUUAUUUGAUAAGACCGAUUUUUUAUAUUAUAUACGUUUUGUUAUUAUUGCCGGUGCCAUUCUUCUACUAGUUUGGGUACUUUACACACUCUGUAUUACUUUGAAUAUACUAUGUGAGAGCUUUCUUUUUACUUGAAUACUGUUCUCAACUUUUGUAUCUAAUCUUCUAUUAAAUUUCUAUUAU
This is a messenger RNA of Scheffersomyces stipitis CBS 6054, 3543 nucleotides long. RefSeq names its product Slk19p (gene SLK19). The coding region runs from base 377 to 3301 and encodes 974 amino acids. The record is from RefSeq and is a predicted model, not a curated record. The transcript is spliced from 4 exons. NCBI's taxonomy places the organism in Eukaryota, Fungi, Ascomycota, Pichiomycetes, Serinales, Debaryomycetaceae.